AUGAGUAAUGUGAGGCAGACUGGCAUUAGAUCGAUACCUUCGGGUGAACGGCCCAUCAACCGUUUAAGUGGUAUCUUGCCAAGUGACUUCUCGUCAAUGCGACAACUCUACAAGGAGGGAGUCUCACACCUAGUCAAGCAAACCAAGCGCGCAAACAGUGACCAAUCUGGUUGUCGGUGCCUCGUCGGCGCGACGCAAGCACAGUUUAAAAAGUUCCCAAAAUUGGGGACACUGGCUCAGUACUGCUGGAACACUUUUGGAAGACAGUUUGAGGAAUUGCAGGUGCGAGAAAAUUGUCUGAGUGGCGAUAAAGAAAAACGGAGAGAACACGGCGCAAGAAUGUCCGCUCGCUCGGAGAAAGAAACUGCAUCCUGGAAAGCAGCUCACGUUGGGGACAAAGAGAAAAUUAAAAAUAUUCUAAAUAGCAAGAAAGUUGAUAUCAACAUGAAAUUCGAUGAGGGCAAAACAAUGCUACAUGUUGCUGCUUCUAAUAGACAUGGGCAUUUAGUAGCUUCUCUCUGCAGAAGGGGUGCUGACAUUAAUGAUAAAGAUAAUAAUGGUUCGACUCCUCUUCAUUCAGCUAUCAUCGGUGGAAACCUUAAUAUAGUAAAGAAACUCAUCAAAUUAGGAGCCGAUGUCAAUGCGAAUUCAGAUGAAAAUUUUACUCCAUUGCAUUCAGCAGCAGAACUCAAACAUGUCAGCAUUGUCGAAUGUCUUUUAAACAGUGGUGCAGAUGUCAACUGUACUAACAACUUGCGUGAUACAGCAUUAAGUCUAGCCGUGAAACAAGCGUCAUAUUGUGUAAGUUGCAAUCCUCAUUCACAGAAAAGGUUUGCGGAUUUUGUCAAAAUAACCGAAAUGCUCUUAAAAAAAGGAGCUUCUGUAAAUUCACAUGGCUGGCAAGGUUUUACGCCACUCCAUUAUGCCUCUCAUAUAAAUCAAUAUUGGCCACAAAUAGUCAGACUUCUCCUGGACUAUGGAGCUGAUAUAAAUUCUGUGGACACAGGCGAUGCUACACCAAUUUUCUAUGCCGAGAAUGAGAUGAUUCUGGAAAUACUGAUAGAGAGAGGAGCAAAUGUCAAUUAUGUAUCUGAGGUAUUAUUUACGCCUCUUUCAAAAAUGAUUAGGUAUCGUCCAUCAUGUGCAGAAUUUCUUUUAAGGAAUGGGACUGACGUCAAUAUUGAGAACAACGAGGGGGAAAACAUCCUGGAAUUUAAUUGGCCCGACUUCAAUCUUGAUAAUGCUGGAAUCCUUGAAGGCAUAAUUAAUCAAAUGGCAGAUGUCGAUCGUGCAACUUUUUGUCUGCAACGGGAUGAUAAGUAUCCAGAAUUCAUUGAACUUUUGAUUUCUAUCAUUGUCAAAAGAAAAGUUUCAGAAGAAAUUAGCAUCGAUGUUGAAUAUUUAGAUCCAGACCAUCUAAUUAUUGAUUACGAAAAUUUUUUUAGCGUAAUCUCGAUGUGUAAAUGGGAAAUUUGUAAAAUGAAAGAAACGAAGAUUAACCUAGGGGAAUUGACUGUCCAUGAUAUUUUAAAUAUGCCGAUCAAUAAGCUCUUGAAUUAUGUGAAGAGAAACGAACUCCUGGCACUGGAGUUUGAUGAGGUCGAGAAAGAUUUUCCUAUUUAUGCUAGGAUGUUUAAGUCGCACAUUAAAGAGGCAAGGAAACGAAGAUGUUUACUUGAUUCGAGUGCAGAAGCUUUCGAGAAAUUAAUCUUUGUCCUUCAUGAGAUAAAGUUACCAAAUUUGGUUGUUAAGAAAAUAGUUUUAAUGUUAAGUAACGGGUACUUAACCACUUUGGCACAAGUAUGAUUGAAUGUUUAGAAAGGGAUGAUAAUGCCAAUAUUUAUUGUAUCGUAUGGCAGUAAAUCCUUGAGCAGUGACUCCAAAUUUGGCGUGUAGAGGUACUGCCAGGGUGGAGACAAUUUCAAAUUCUUGUUCAUUUCCCGAGUAUUCCCGGUCAAGUUUGUUAUUUUUCCAGGUAAAUAGAAGUAAUAUAAUUAUACUUAUGCAUAAGACGAUGUCAAAUUCUCGGUCAUUUGCCGGUUUUCUUCAGGUUCAGUUUUUGUGUUUUUCCGGUCAACUAAAAGUAAUAUAUUCAUACUUUAAUCUAUUACGAUUUCAAUAUAUACGAUUUCGAAUUCCCGGAUAUUUCCCGG
Belonocnema kinseyi is the source of this 2153-nucleotide messenger RNA. Its product is annotated as putative ankyrin repeat protein RF_0381. Gene Ontology annotation, molecular function: transcription cis-regulatory region binding; protein binding. The coding region runs from base 1 to 1806 and encodes 601 amino acids. The record is from RefSeq and is a predicted model, not a curated record. Gene Ontology annotation, biological process: positive regulation of transcription by RNA polymerase II. Lineage: Eukaryota; Metazoa; Arthropoda; Insecta; Hymenoptera; Cynipidae. Gene Ontology annotation, cellular component: nucleus. The transcript is spliced from 4 exons.